AUGGAGAACGUCCACUAUAGUGAAAGUAGAAGUAACGAAAUCCAUCAUCUCGGUUCCCAACCUGAAUAUUAUGAUUACACCAGUCACACGAGUCGAUCCGACGGUAAUUUCGAAUAUCAGCCAGUCCAUGGGGAUCUAGGUCAUGCCCAGGCCCAUGCCUAUUAUGAGUCGGUGCCGGCGUCGGCGCCAUCAUCAUAUUAUACCCAAGACAAGCCCGGGUCUAGCUUCCCGAAUAUUAGCAGUAAACCGAUCUCUCGAGCACCUUCGGAACAUUAUACUCAGUUCGAAUAUGCCGGCACCGGCGCCGAGGACCCUCUCUUCUUAACCCAAUCCACGUCGAAACCCCAAAUCAUAUCGACACGCGGACACAACUGGAACUUAGAGAUAGGAGCGCUGGUCAUUAGCUUCGGGGCAUUAGCAGCCUUAAUAGCGCUGUUGAUCUACGUGGACGGCCGUCCCUUAUCUGACUGGAAAGGUUCCGUCUCGGUCAACGUUAUAAUCUCCGGUUUGGGCGCUGUUUCUCGAACAUCGCUAGGAUUUGCUAUUAGUUCGUGUCUUGGACAGGCUAAAUGGAACUGGUUCAAGAGGCGACCAGACAACCUCGUCGCUUUUGAUAGGUUUGACGAGGCUAGUCGUGGGCCGUGGGGGAGCUUGUGGCUUAUAAUUUGGCUUCGAAUCCGUCAUUGGAUAGCUAUCGGUGCUUUGGUUACUAUAUUAUUAAUGGCAUUCGAACCAUUCCUACAAGCCGUUAUAUCCUUCCCAGGACAAAGUGACCCGAGCGCCGACUCUCCCAUGAUCCAACUCAGCCGCAGCGAGAACCUUGACGUAGGCUCAUACACAGGCGACCCCUCGACGGGAGUUGGAGCGCUACAACUGACGCCCUCCGAAAUAACUCUGUCCAUUGAUCCCUUUCUUUCUAUUCCGGACCUAGGAAUGUUAUCCUCUUUCAACAACGGGUUCUAUAAUUCCUCAAGACUCGAGCAGCCAACUACUUCAUUCACAUGUCCUACUGCCAAUUGCACCUGGCCCGUAUUUACCUCGUUGGCCGUUUGCAGCUCGUGCAGCAACAUAACCGACCACGUGAAGCGGUCCCAUGAAUACGGAUCAAACAAGGGGACCCUAUCCUCAAAUACUAAAAAUAUAGUUGCAAACUACACCAUAAACUCACUGCCUAGUCUCAACCUUUCCAACCCAGCCGAUAUUGACCUGGACGAAGGCAAGACUCUUUUCUCUCAAGUCGCCUUCAUGUCCGCAACAAGAAUUACGGACCCGAAGCUUACCCUCGCGUACCAAAACUUGACAACAAUGAUCACUGCAGUGGAGAUUCUGAGAGCGGCUCAAGAGUAUGAAACGGGAGAGCUGAUAUGGGAUAAGACCCCCGUUUCAGCAACGGAAUGUGCUUUAUAUUUCUGCGCCAACGCAUAUGAGUCUGUCGUCGAAAAAGGUGUCCUCACGGAGAAGAUCGUGGCCUCUUGGGCUGAGCGGGACUUUGGCUCAUAUCGCAAUAUCAGCGAUGUUAGGCAUUUCGACGACUACGAGAAGUGGAACAACUAUUCGCUCUUUUCUCAAUAUGGAGAUUUUCAGAGAAGCGAUCUGGUAUUGUUCAUACCCGACGACGAGAUCAAGAAGCACAAGCUACCCGAAGAUGUAGGGCGCCGUUUCAAUCUGACGGAAAACACCAUUGGAAGCACGGUUCGCUUCGUCAAUGACGAUCUCCUAAACCCGGUUAUGACCUGGCCCGUGGGAAUGAACACCGACGCGGUUCCCGUCGCGAAGGCUCUAUACCAAAGCCAAGACCUGUCGGCCACCUUCAACCAGGUCGCUUGGACAGUGUCCAACUGGAUGCGCGAGAUCUCCAAUGCAACAGCCCCAGGCGUUGGGGAGGAGUGGGUGAUCCAUAUCCGCGUUAAUUGGUAUUAUAUGAUCCUCCCCUUGAUCACCUUGUCCUUCGGCUUCCUCUUCUGCAUAUGGACCAUCAUAGAUACGCAUAGACUACGCCUCAAUCCUUGGAAGACGAGCCUGAUCGCUACGUUGACGCACUCCGUCGACGUCCAGACGCGGACGCAGCUCAGGGAUGCAGACAAAGAAGGGUACCUGAAGAAAUCGGUUAGAGCCAUGACCGUGAAAUUUGAAGACGUAGGAUACGGGCUGGAAUUACGGACUAAACAAGCUUGA
Daldinia caldariorum is the source of this 2175-nucleotide messenger RNA. RefSeq lists its product as uncharacterized. The transcript is spliced from 2 exons. The coding region runs from base 1 to 2175 and encodes 724 amino acids. NCBI's taxonomy places the organism in Eukaryota, Fungi, Ascomycota, Sordariomycetes, Xylariales, Hypoxylaceae. The record is from RefSeq and is a predicted model, not a curated record.